CCAACAUGGUUGCCAAGAUGGGGUUAAAUUGCAUUAACAGUGACAACUAAGUAAAGUAUAAGGAUCACAGCAACGUGUGGCAUUAGAUACUACUCUUACUUGUAAACAUUGACAACAAGAUGUUCAGGAGGUUACUGUGUACUUUCAACACAUUGUCUUCACAUACUGCAACACCUACACCAUUAUUACGGAUUAUUGAUGCAAAUCCUGUAAGAUGCAGUCUGGUUACCAGCACAAGACUAAGGUGCAAAGCCAGUGAGGAAGGGGAGGUGCAGGAGGAACGUGAUCCUACCAAAGACCGCUCCAGAGUCAUCCCAGUAGAGACAAGCAUGAAAUACAUAAAGAGUGAAGCUUACCACACUACAUAUGGUUCUGAUCCAGUGUGGAAAAUCUACCGUCGGAACUUUAAGGGUGCCUUUCCUCCACGGAAAACCAGAAAGACCUGCAUCCGUGCAAAGAUGAUCACCACUGGUAAUCCAUGCCCAAUUUGUCGAGAUGAAUACCUUGUCUUGGACUACCGCAAUGUUGAUUUGUUAAAACAGUUUAUCUCUGAACACAACGGAGCAAUCUUAUCUUAUUCAAUGACAAACAUCUGUCAAAGACGUCAUAAGGAGCUCCAAGUGGCUGUACUCAAGGCUCGUGACUACGGUCUCCUAACUUAUGAUGUUCCUUUCCGUGAAUAUGAAUAUUCUGAGUACUAUACACCCAGUAAAAAUGAUAACAAACUAACCACUUAAGAAUAGCCUCAAUGUUGUUUAAUCAUAUAUUGUUUGUCUUAAUUUGUAAAAUACCUGUUGAAAUAGAUACUUUAAAGGCUGACAACAAUCAGGUUAACUUUUGAAACAUAUGCACCUAACCCAUUUAACCAGUAUAUUUUAUCUUUGUUACAGAUUCCUACAUAUUAUUAAAUUUUUGAUUUGCUUAAUUUCAUAUUUUUUAGUGUAGAUUGCAAUAUAUAAAUGUGUAUUAAAAUGAGUGUCUAAAUUAGUUGAAUAGAUCAGUAUUGUAUAUAUUGCACUUGAGAAACUGGCAUGUAAAAAAGAAAAUAGCAGCCAGUAUAUGUUUUGAGUUUUGAGAAACCAUCACAGCCUGUCAUCAGUGUACCAGUUUGACCAAGUUUACUGCAUUUGUCACUCAGGUAGAUGAUUCAUUGGCUUUUAUUUUGCUGAUAUAAAUAUUGAUUCAAGUUUAAAUUGUAAACUCUCUUGAUGCUCUUCAUUCAAUAAAAGUAUGUUUCAAAAGAUAAAAAUUUAGCUCUAACCUGAUUAAUAAAUAGUGUAGUUACUUCAACAUGAAGAUGUAAUUAAAAAUAAUACAUACUUUUAGUAAUAUUGUUGUGCAUAAUAAUAAUUUUGUUAAACUGUAUGUAUAAAUAAAGUACCAAACUGCUUGAAA
This is a messenger RNA of Cherax quadricarinatus, 1395 nucleotides long. It is a transcript of the gene mRpS18B, whose product is annotated as mitochondrial ribosomal protein S18B. Lineage: Eukaryota; Metazoa; Arthropoda; Malacostraca; Decapoda; Parastacidae. Gene Ontology annotation, cellular component: ribosome; mitochondrion. Gene Ontology annotation, biological process: mitochondrial translation. The record is from RefSeq and is a predicted model, not a curated record. Gene Ontology annotation, molecular function: structural constituent of ribosome.